CUUCAGCACACACCACACACACAGAGCGACUUGUAGCGUCUUGAUUUCUUUAGAGCUGCAACCUUAACGUUACGCGAACAACACACGAGGGGAUAUAUGUUGUUCUGCCUGAGUUCAGCAUAAGAUGGCGCUGCUGAGCUAUAACACUAAGCCUGUUGGAAAUGAAAGCUUGGACAAGAAGUGGGUGUCAGUUGGCUCGGGGGGAUUUGGCCACGUCUACAAGGCCAGGCACAAGGAUUGGGAGUUUGAUGUUGCCAUUAAGAUACUCCGUGAUGGUAUUUGCCCCUUCCUUCCUAAAGAACGAGCCCUGACCGAAGAGGCUAAUCAUAUGAAAGACGCUUCCUGUGAGUUUGUGCUGAGGGUUUAUGGAAUGUAUCAGGGAUGUCCCCCGGUUGGAGGAUCCUCCCAGCAGAGUGGAAUAGUGAUGGAGUUCAUGGAAAGAGGAUCCGUCAUGUCCCUGUUGGAGGACCUGUGCAGCCCUCCUCCGUGGCCCCUGGUCUUCCGCUUGGCUCAUCAGGUGGCUUUAGGGAUGAACUUCCUCCAUUCGAGGAACCUCAUGCACCACGACCUAAAGCCGAGUAAUGUCAUGCUGAAUGAUGAUCUUCAUGCCAAGCUUGCAGACUUUGGUUUGUGCAGGGUUUCAGCAAGCGCUGCAAACCAAAAGAGAGAAGCCACAGGAAGGCCAGGAGGCUCGUUUAAAUACAUGCCUCCUGAAGCUUUUGAUACAUCCUAUCAACCUGUCCGAGCUUUCGACAGUUACAGCUAUGGUAUCCUGCUCUGGUCCAUUCUCACUGGAAAGGAGCCCUAUCCAGCGGCUGAUUACGAACUUGUGGCGCUGAAGAUCCCUUUAGGUGAUAGACCUCCCUUGGAGGAAAUUGACCAGCAGAAGGCAGAGGGGCUUAAAGAGCUGGUUGUCCUCAUGAGAAGGUGCUGGGACGAAGAUCCUUCCAAGAGGCCUACUUUUAAAGAGUGCGUCAAAGACACUGAGAACGAGUUCUUAAAGCACAAACAGGGAAUUCAUGAAGUAGUCCUUCGAGUCUUAAAAACACUGGACCCAUCGACCAGAAAUCCACAUCAAAACAUAAAAGAAACACUCAGUUUUCCUCUGUCUACACCAGAACCGUCAAAGUUGAAUGACUCUAUGGAUGGCAGAGAAUCUAAAAGUUCACCGAUACAGGAUUCUGUCAGUGUUUCAACCAAAAUAAUGAAUGUUGCAGAAAAAGCAAAGUUCAUUGAUGACAACAGGGCAAAGUUGAUUCAAGUCGUUUCCGAGGUAAUGGCGAUAACAGAAGAGCUCGGAGAAAUGGUCCACCGUGAAACCUACUCUGUGAUUGAAGCCAAACCAACAAGUGCUGAGAAAAUGAGAGCGCUCUAUCAGAAGACUCUUCGGUCAGGAGGACAAAAGGUCAAAGCAGCCUUCUUUGACGCCCUGAAAAAACAUCAUCCCUCCCUAGUGGAGCAUCUUGGUGGCUGAUUCUGAAGCAACUGUGGCCUUCGGACAUGGACGUGUUCAAAUCUUUACCUGCCUCACGUCAUCUUUGAUGAGUGUAUAUAUAUAUUUGACAAUUUUAUUUAAAAAGCCAAGUCAAAAAUAUUUUUAAUUAAAGAAAUAUUUUAAGAAAUAAAGACAGUUCUGUCUCCUGA
Labrus bergylta (ballan wrasse) is the source of this 1644-nucleotide messenger RNA. RefSeq names its product receptor-interacting serine/threonine-protein kinase 3. Gene Ontology annotation, molecular function: JUN kinase kinase kinase activity; ATP binding. Gene Ontology annotation, biological process: innate immune response; signal transduction; regulation of apoptotic process. The record is from RefSeq and is a predicted model, not a curated record. NCBI's taxonomy places the organism in Eukaryota, Metazoa, Chordata, Actinopteri, Labriformes, Labridae. Gene Ontology annotation, cellular component: cytoplasm.